UGACACGUGUUGUAAGCGAUUAAUCAGUAGCGACAGUUAAUAUUUAUUUUCAGAAACCAGCAACACACCACGCAAAGGUAUUUUACAGUAGGCAAAUAUGUCGGUCUUGCACGUUCUGGCUAACUAGCUAGGAUUGCUGUUUUCAGUAAUGCUAGCGCGUUUCAGUAACCGUUAGCGCGUUUAGAUCGCAACACACUGACGCUAACUAGCCACAGUAUUUAAAUUACAGCUCACUAGCUAGCUUUCCAGUUUGUGUUACGUGUAGGUGGUUGUCAUCGACCUUCCAGCAAGUUUGAAGCCAUGAGUGACAGCGACGACGAUAUCCCCCAGCUGUCCGCGGCCACCCUUGCUGCCCUGCAGGAGUUUUACAGAGAGGAGAGAGACGGGCUUGUGCAGAGCACAGCACUGGUGGACAAGUACUCGGUGGGGGCGGUGGAAGAGGACUGGCGUAUGAGCCAAUUCUGGUACAGCGAUGAGACAGCAACACGGCUAGUUGAAGAGGUUAUUCAGGAAGCUGGGAAAGGUGGCAGGAUAGCCUGUCUGAGCGCACCCAGCGUGUACCAGAAGCUGAAGCAGGGGGUGGUGGAGGGCUCUGACGGUGUGUCAGCUGUGGUUCUAGAGUACGACCGCCGUUUCGCCACCUACGGCCAAGAGUUCAUCUUCUAUGACUACAACGAGCCCCUUGCUCUCCCAGAGGAUGUGGCCCCACAGAGUUUCGACAUUGUCCUAGCUGACCCCCCCUACUUGUCUGAGGAGUGCCUCAAUAAGGUCGCCCAGACUGUGAAGUACCUGGCCAAGGGCAAGGUGCUGCUCUGCACAGGAGCCAUCAUGGAGGAGCAUGCAGAGAAGUUGAUGGGUCUGAAGAUAUGCAGCUUCCUCCCCAAACACAACAAAAACCUGGCCAAUGAGUUCCGCUGUUUCACUAACUACCCCUCAAACCUCAUGUCCUGAGGCUCUACAACCCUUCAUGUAUGGCCUUAUUGACUUAUGAUGUCUGACGUCCAUCAAUGCCUCAGUUCUGACUUGACCGAUGUCUGUGAUAGUCGCAAGGAAGGCCCAUCUUGUUGGGCAAUUUCCAUUACCUGUCAGAUAAGGUUUCAUUUUGGGGACCAAUGGUAUCGGACUCUGUAGGUUCUUUUUAAAAUGAUUUCUUAUCCCAUAACAUAAUUAUGAAGUGAAUAAUGGUAUUAAUAUUUGACUUCCGUGUAAAUAAUAUUUCAUAUACACAGCAAAUAAAUAUGUCUAAACUGUU
This is a messenger RNA of Salvelinus namaycush (lake trout), 1252 nucleotides long. RefSeq names its product EEF1A lysine methyltransferase 1 (gene eef1akmt1). Lineage: Eukaryota; Metazoa; Chordata; Actinopteri; Salmoniformes; Salmonidae. Gene Ontology annotation, molecular function: nucleic acid binding; protein-lysine N-methyltransferase activity. The coding region runs from base 301 to 951 and encodes 216 amino acids. Gene Ontology annotation, biological process: methylation. The record is from RefSeq and is a predicted model, not a curated record. The transcript is spliced from 4 exons.